AUGAAGCCCGCCGAUGACGGACCCGGCUUGUCGUCCCGGUCGCCUCCCGCCGAUGUCGCUCGCGCGCGUCGCGAUCGACACGCUCUCGCGGGGGCCAAAGUGCUGUUGAUGCUGGUUGCCUUGCGUCUGGUCAACGCCGUGAGUGUGCGGACGUUUUUCCAGCCUGAUGAGUUCUUCCAGUCGCUGGAGCCGGCCUGGCAGCUGGUUUUUGGGGGGGGGAGUGGUGCCUGGCUGACGUGGGAAUGGAAACACCAGCUUCGUUCGUCGCUGCAUCCUCUGCUCUUCGCAGCCGUCUACUACCUCGCAGACGCUCUGGCGGCGCUGCUGCGUUGUGCACCGGCGGCGCGCGCGGAGCUGCUCGUCGUGGCCCCCAAGACCGCGCAGGCCGUGGUCGCCGCGCUGGGCGACUAUUAUACCUGGCAGCUGGCCCGGCGGGUGUACGGCGAGGGCCCCGAAGCAUGGGCCGCGCUGGCGGUGACUGUUGUCAGCCCCUGGCAGUGGUUCUGUGCGACCAGGACCUUCUCCAACUGCUUGGAAACGACCCUGACGAUCGCCGCGCUGACGUUUUGGCCGGAGUCGCUUGAACCCGGUUCUCUACAGACGGGCCGUCUGCGCAGCUGCUUCGUCCUGGCCGCCGUGGCCUGCGUGCUGCGCCCGACAAACGCCCUCGUCUGGCUUGCUCUCGCCGGAUUUGCCCUCUAUCGCAGCCGCUGGUCGGCACGUAGGGCGCUGCUGCGGGAAGCGCUGGUCUGCGGCGGGCCCGUCCUGGCCGUCUCCGCCGUGGCAGACCGUCUGUUCUACGCUCGCUGGACGUUUCCCCCCCUACGCUUCCUCUACUUCAACCUCGCCCAGUCGUUGGCUGUCUUCUACGGCCGCAACGACUGGCACUACUACCUCUCCCAGGGUCUGCCACUGCUGCUCACCACCGCCCUCCCAUUCACCCUGGUUGGUCUCUACCAGGCUUUACCAACCUCCUCCUCCUCCUCCUCCUCCUCCUCCUCCUCCCACCAGCGGCAAUCUCCCCUCCGCACCGACCUAGCCUCAACCUGUCUGUUCAUGCCGGCCGUGCUGUCUCUCAUCUCGCACAAAGAAGUCCGUUUCAUCUAUCCGCUCCUCCCGGUAUUCCACGUCUUCUCUGCACCCCCGUUGGUCUCCUUCUUCGCACCGGCCCUCACCCGCUCCACCAGCGUCUACAUGGCUCGCCGGCUCCUCCUCCUCCUCUUCUUAUUACUAAUCAACCUCGUGAUCGCCCUGUACACCACCCUCUUCCACGCCUCAGGCGUGAUCGGCGUGCUCGAUUACCUGCGUAACCAGCACUCCCUACACUCUAGUACUCCUACCUUUGCUCUCGGCAAGACUACCACUACUCCUCCCGGAAUAACAGCCGGCUUCCUCAUGCCAUGCCAUAGCACCCCCUGGCGAUCACACAUGGUCUACCCACACCUCCACGCCUGGGCAUUAUCCUGCGAACCACCCAUCGACAUGACCCAAGCCGAAAAGGCAGCGUAUCAAGAUGAAGCAGACCGCUUCUACGCUUCCCCCGCUCACUUCCUCAACACGGAAAUGAACCUCCCUCUUCGCCAUAUCCCCCGUAGACCAUCCUACAUCCAACCCGCGCUCAAAAGUCCAGAUGCGAAUCCCAAUGCUCACAUUUGGCCCGAUUAUCUUGUUUUCUUUGCCCAGCUCGAACCAACCAUGCAGAGUGUGCUCCGUCGGUCGGCUUAUGGCGAGUGCUACCGUACUUUCAACUCGCAUUGGCAUGAUGAUUCGCGCCGGACCGGUGACGUCGUCGUUUGGUGUCUGGAUUCUACCGAGCAGGGGAGGUGGGCCAUUGAAAAGGGCCGGAUCAAGAAGAAGAAGAAGAAGACUUCUCGUUCCUGGUGGUCACAGUCGAAGAAAUCCUGGUCUUACUGA
Messenger RNA from Penicilliopsis zonata CBS 506.65, 1914 nucleotides. RefSeq lists its product as hypothetical. The coding region runs from base 1 to 1914 and encodes 637 amino acids. Gene Ontology annotation, biological process: GPI anchor biosynthetic process. Lineage: Eukaryota; Fungi; Ascomycota; Eurotiomycetes; Eurotiales; Aspergillaceae. The transcript is spliced from 2 exons. Gene Ontology annotation, molecular function: alpha-1,2-mannosyltransferase activity. The record is from RefSeq and is a predicted model, not a curated record. Gene Ontology annotation, cellular component: endoplasmic reticulum membrane.